UCCCCAGUUCUUCCAGUCUGUGUGUAGUAUUUAGCUGGGUAUCAAUCAGAUACAUUAAGUUCCAUUUUAUCCCAUCCACUCCUGGCAGCCUCCCUCCCUCUUGUUGUGAUGCAAUUCUUAUCACUGCCCCCCUUGUCUUGUUGUGACAGCCCUGAUAUUGUUUAUUGAGGUGGAUGUCAGGUGUAAUUAGCAAUCGAUAUGGAAAACGUUUCCUGCAAGCCACGUCUCUGACGUCAUAGCCGAUUAAGGUUUCUUAUUGGUCCCAAAUUCCCCAAGCCUGGGCUAAUUAUUGUGUGCUUGAUGUUCAUAAAGUAAAGCUCAUCUGUGACUUGAAGCAUGUCUCCUCCUUACUGGUCACUGCCACUGCAUGCUUACUAAGGUCCUACAAGGAAGCUUGCAGCUGUGGCAGCUCUAUCCCGGGAGAUGAUGGACAGUAGGAUCCUUGAUCAUUCUCAUGCCCAGUUUGGGGGCUCCAUGAGUGGGAUGGUGGGCUUUCCUUACCCCCUCAGUCAUCACCAUGUGUAUGAGAUAGCCAGCCACCAGCUGCAGUCUGCAGCAGUCCCCUUCUCCAUAGACGGAUUACUGAGCAGCUCCUGCUCCGCUUCUGUGGUCAAUCCGACCCCUCUGCUGCCUUCUGGAUGUAGCAUGAACGGAGACAGCCAACAGUACAAGCUGGCAGAUUCUGGUGAUCCAGACAAGGAAAGCCCUGGGUGUAAAAGAAGACGGACAAGGACCAACUUUACUGGGUGGCAGCUGGAGGAACUAGAAAAAGCCUUCAAUGAAAGUCAUUAUCCAGACGUCUUCAUGAGAGAAGCUUUGGCAUUAAGACUAGACUUAGUGGAAUCAAGGGUUCAGGUUUGGUUCCAAAACCGUAGAGCAAAGUGGAGAAAGAAAGAGAAUACAAAGAAAGGACCUGGAAGGCCUGCACAUAACUCCCACCCCACCACCUGCAGUGGAGAACCCAUGGACCCCGAGGAGAUUGCCAGAAAGGAGCUGGAAAAAAUGGAGAAGAAGAAAAGGAAGCAGGAGAAGAAGAUGCUGAGGAACCAGUCUCGCCACCAGCACUCUCCCAGUAUGUCUCUCCAUACACCCAGCUCUGACAGUGACAGUGGCCUCUCCCAGACUCAGGACUCUUGCUCAAUUGAGCCCAGCAUCUCAGAAAUGGGACAAAGAGACCAAACCCAAUCGAGCUGUGACCAAACAGGGCAAGCCUUCUUCCAAAGCCAAAGAAACACAGGACAGAAAGACAGGGUCAGUGACAAGGACUCACCAACAGAGGCGAACCACAACUCAGGCUUGUGCCCAAAUGGUAGAGGUCCUGGAUUCCAGAAGCUGAAUCCUUUCAGUGUGGAAAGUCUCCUGUCUGACUCCCCACCAAAAAGAAAGACAGGUAUGGACUUUCCUGGGUUAUCAAGCCCCAGGACCUUGAUUGGCAAGGGGCAUUUUCUUCUGUAUCCCAUCACCCAACCUCUUGGAUUCAUAGUACCACAGACUGCCCUUAAAGCAAACUCUACCCAGGACAUGGGCAGCCCACGACCAAAAGACUCCGUCCACGACAAUAACUCGGGUCAAAGUAUCUCCCCAAACAACAAACACAACAUUUAUUCUGGGAAAAAUACGAACUCAUCUUCACAGGUCAGUCUAACUGUCUGCAAGGCUGAAACCAGUUGCCAUCUAGGGGUCACCACCACCAAUACUGUCCAGGCUGGCCAGGGGGACACGGCAGAUGGACAGAUGGACAAUUCAUUGACCCAACCAAAAUCUCCCCUGUCCCCUGCAAGUGACAGCAAACCCAGAAUCACCCCUGACUGUUCUGAGGAAACCACAUCCCCUUCCAAACCUAGCAUAGACUGUGAAAACAUAGAUUUGGACUAAUCCCCCCUCUCCACCAAAACCCCCCGUUUUUUUUUAAAGGACUUUUCACAGACUUCAAACAUUCCCAAAGGUGAACCCUCAAAAUAUCUAACAGUUUCUUAACCACUGCUCCCCAGACAACCUGUAGAAAAAAAUAGUAUUUACUAAUCAGGUGCAAUUAUUUUAGUGAGAACAACACGGUUAAUUAGCAGUUUCAACUUAAUAGGAGAGAAGUGUAAUACUUUAUCAAAACAUUUCCACAAAGGAGUUAAAAAAAAAGCAACGGAAAAUCCUCACUCUUGUAAAAUGCAAAAAUGUAUACAAAUAUUUAUAUAUGUAAAACUUUUUUUUUUUAUAAAUAAAGACGAAAACUGUGUUUCA
This is a messenger RNA of Spea bombifrons (plains spadefoot toad), 2235 nucleotides long. It is a transcript of the gene UNCX, whose product is annotated as UNC homeobox. Lineage: Eukaryota; Metazoa; Chordata; Amphibia; Anura; Pelobatidae. The record is from RefSeq and is a predicted model, not a curated record. Gene Ontology annotation, biological process: regulation of DNA-templated transcription. The transcript is spliced from 3 exons. The coding region runs from base 424 to 1875 and encodes 483 amino acids. Gene Ontology annotation, molecular function: sequence-specific double-stranded DNA binding; DNA-binding transcription factor activity, RNA polymerase II-specific.